AUGACGUCCCAGUCAACACCGAACAAGCAGAACCUUGUGGUCCUGGGUGGUUCCUACGCAGGAGUAUCUACUGCGCACUACCUCCUCAAACAUGUUGUUCCUCAACUUCCCAAUAAAGACAGCUACCAGGUGCUUCUUAUCAGCAAUUCGUCGCAGGCCAUAUGUCGCCCGGCUUGUCCUCGUGCAUUGAUUUCAGACGAUAUGUUCCCCCAGGAUAAGCUGUUUAUCAGCGUGCCACAGCAAUUUCAGCAGUACCCCAAAGGGGAUUUUCAAUUCAUUCAAGGGAAUGUAACCGAACUUCUUCACGGAGAUCGUCGUGUCACUGUGGCCAUCAAAGACGGUGAGACCGAAGAGAUCGAAUACCAUGCAGUUGUCAUCGCCACCGGUGCAUCCACCAAAUCCCCACUUAUGGGAAUCAAUCAGGACUCUGAGUCCUUGCGCGCUAGUUGGAAUGCUUUUCGCGCUGCACUCCCAAACGCCAAACAUAUUGUGAUCGCAGGCGGAGGUCCGACCGGGGUAGAAACCGCUGGCGAAUUAGGCGAAUAUCUCAACGGUCGCGCUGGCUGGUUCGGCCAAAAACUCGAAACUCCCAAGGUUCCCAUUACUUUGGUGACAGCAGACUUCAAAAUUCUUCCAGGGUUGCGUCCUGUGAUUUCGACUAAGGCGGAGAGUUUCUUGGGCAAAGUCGGCGUCACUGUGAUCAAAAAUUCACGCGUCGAAAAUGUCUCUCCGCCUGAUGCUGGGACUGACACGGCCCUAACAGCCAAGACGACAGUGGUAUUGGAAGACGGCAAACAACUUGAAUCUGACCUUUAUAUCCCCGCUAUGGGAACGUUAGCGAAUACCAGCUUCUUGGACAAGUCCCUGUUGACAGCCAAUGGACGCGUAAAUACAAACUCGGAAACCUUGCGUGUCAUCGAUGCAGGGGAGCGUGUCUAUGCCAUUGGCGAUGUGGGAUCGCAUGCACGACCAGCAGUGCACAAUAUCUUGAAUACCGUUCCCAUUCUGUGUGCGAAUAUCAAACGCGAUCUGUCUAUUGCUGCUCAGAUUGACCCUGCUUCCCUUGGAGAGGACCGCUUGUUCAAAGAAGAUACUCGCGAAACCCAGUUGGUACCAAUUGGAAAAAGCAAGGGCGUGGGCGCUUUCAUGGGCUUUCAAAUGCCCAGCUUCAUUGUCUGGGCAAUUAAAGGGCGAGACUAUUGGCUAUGGACCACCGGGGGUCUCUGGAGUGGUAAUCACUGGAGCAAGGCAUCGUGA
Messenger RNA from Penicillium angulare, 1257 nucleotides. Its product is annotated as NAD(P)/FAD-dependent oxidoreductase. Gene Ontology annotation, molecular function: electron-transferring-flavoprotein dehydrogenase activity; flavin adenine dinucleotide binding. Gene Ontology annotation, cellular component: cytoplasm. Lineage: Eukaryota; Fungi; Ascomycota; Eurotiomycetes; Eurotiales; Aspergillaceae. The record is from RefSeq and is a predicted model, not a curated record. The transcript has a single exon. The coding region runs from base 1 to 1257 and encodes 418 amino acids.